AUGCCAGAGGCUGGGGUGGUGAUUGGGCCAGACGCCAUGGCGGAGGGUGCGGUGGUGCCGAUGGCGUCGGCGCCGCCGACGUGUGAUAUCUGCAUGGAGAAUCACGUCAACAUCUCCCUGGAUUGUGGUCAUCAGGCCUGCUCGGCUUGUGCUUGUGCAGCGUUUUGCAACGAUAUCGCCCGCAGCUUCGUUCCGGUGCCCUGCUUUGGAUGCUCGGCCGAGGUUCCUUUGGACAUUGUGUGCGAGGUGCUGCGCGAUCGCCCAGACAUGCUGGAGAAAAUGCAAAUCUAUGGCCUUCGCCGCGCUUUGCAACGAAUUCCCGAUGCUCGCUUUUGUCCCCAUCCCAAUUGUUCCUGGGCCGUCAUUUGCACCAAGCGCUUCCUGCGACGACGAGGUCCCAUCCAGUGCCAAGUGUGCCACCACGAGUUUUGCUUCAAAUGUCGGCAGCCCGCCCACCCCGGGGAGCCCUGUCAGUACCACGACGCCGAGCACACCAAGCCUUGUCCGACUUGUGCCACUCCCAUCUUCAAAGUGGAUCCAGAGAGUUGCAAUGCCAUCAGCUGUACCAUUUGUCGGACCGAGUUUUGCUGGCUUUGUGGCAAACGACUCUAUACGCACGGCCUGAGCCACUACUUUUCGUUGGGAGGCUGCACCAUGUAUGGUCGACAGCGCUGGAACCGGGAGAAGAUACAAGCCUACCGGCGGUCGGCUCCAAUCACCUUUCCACUGGUCCUGGCGGGUGCUGCGGCCAUCGUGCCUCUUUCAGCGGCCCUGACGCCCAUUGCCGUGAUGGUCGAAGAUUGGCGCACCAGCCGCCGUAUGGAACUAUCACGGUUGCGAAGAUUUUUCCGUGCUCUGGGCUAUGGCCUUUUGAGUCUCAUCAUUCUCGUCCCGCUAAUAUUGCCAAACAUCAUUGAUGUGGCACAUCAGGGCGCCACGGUGGGCUUGGCGUGCUUUGCCGUUCGGGGAGCAGUCUUUGCCUACAUCCAGCUUCCUGUUGAAGAGGUGUAUGCUCUUGCUCUCAAAGGACGUCAGUGUUGUCUGCCGCGCCCCGACCCUGACCCUGAGGCCAACGCCGUGAGCUCAGAAAGCCAGUCUGAUAUCAUGCCCACACCCGAGCUGACGUCGACUCCGGUCCCAGCCGCAGCACCAACCCCGACCUCAACACUUGCCAUUGCAAACCAGCCGCAUUCAGUCGAGAUGGACUCGGUGGCUUGA
Monosiga brevicollis MX1 is the source of this 1218-nucleotide messenger RNA. RefSeq lists its product as uncharacterized. The coding region runs from base 1 to 1218 and encodes 405 amino acids. NCBI's taxonomy places the organism in Eukaryota, Choanoflagellata, Craspedida, Salpingoecidae. The record is from RefSeq and is a predicted model, not a curated record. The transcript has 7 exons. Gene Ontology annotation, molecular function: ubiquitin protein ligase activity; zinc ion binding; ubiquitin conjugating enzyme binding. Gene Ontology annotation, cellular component: cytoplasm; ubiquitin ligase complex. Gene Ontology annotation, biological process: protein polyubiquitination; positive regulation of proteasomal ubiquitin-dependent protein catabolic process; ubiquitin-dependent protein catabolic process.